GCAUCCUGUGCCAUAUCAGUAUAAAUUGGCAAGCAUCAAAUUUAACUUUUCAGAGGUAACUCACCAGAGAAAAGCCAAGCAACAUGCGUACCGCCAUCGUUGUACUUUUCUUCACCGUCGCCCUUGUGGUGAUCUGCACUCACGCUAAGGCAGUGCCUGAACCAGAACCGGAACCUGCUAAACCUGCAAAAAGUCUUAGCAAUAAGAAAUCUGGCCCUGAUGCAUCUGGAUCUGCUACGACCACUGAAAAGAAAACCAGCAAUGAGCCGAGUGCAACAUCACCGGCAAAGAAGCCUGCUCAAAAGAAGAAGGCAUACUUAGGAUCAAUUUUGUCUCCUGAUUUCAACAUACGCACUACUGUUACUGACAACAAGGUUACUGGUAAGUUCUGGCUGCGAACAUAUAUGUUCAAUGGAAACACAGUGUACUACGCGGCGCCCGCUUAAAGUGUCGAUUUUCACAGUUAGACCUAAAACGUAUCAAAAAUAACCGGUUUUUUAGGUUAGGUAGGUUUUUUUAAGAAACCUACCAGUACCUAAAACCUAAUAAUUUUGGCCAUACCUAACAAUUUUUUCUUAGGUUUUGAAAUUAAAAAAUUCAUGGAAAUGAAAAAAAAUUGAUUUAUUGUUGCAAAAUGCGAGUUUUUUUUAAUUUUUUUAAUUUUUAAAAAAAUUUUAUGAUUUUUUUUUGUCUAAUUUUAGCAAAAAUUAAUAAUCAUUUUUUUUAUAGUAAAAACUUCAUGAUUAGAAAAAAAUGCAACAAAAAAGAUCUGAAAUCUCACAAAUAGUUCUCAUCACUGAUUCAUUUUUUAUAUUGAUUUAUUCACUUAUUUAUUUUUGAGUAGGCAAUCAGCCGCAGAAGUAUAGAGAAAUUUUAAAAGUAUAUAGUGCGUAUAGUGGAUUCAAAACUCUUUCUUAAAGAGAAAAUUAUUUUUUUAACGUAGAUGUCGUUGUUAAGCCACAACUUAAAUCAAUAACAUAUUAAAAUUAUGAUUGAAACUUUUUAAAAUAUUUUUAUUGAGGGCAAAAUUUCCCGCAAUGUUUUUUUUUUAGAAACUGGUGUAGAAGAAAGUUGAUUAGAUAAAUUUUCAUUUAUAUUGAAUUGGCUGAUUUUGUUAAAAAUUAAUUAUUUCAGUUAUUAUACCUCUUUAUUAACAUUCAGAAAUUUAGUGUUUUAGAUUAAGUAAGUUACUUUAAAAUCAUUUCUUUUCUAUAGAAAGAAAUAAAAUUCUUCAAAAUUAAGUAUUAAAUUGUCAUUAAAAUCACUUAGAAAACGCUUAAUGGCGCACAACGUGUAAAACUACCGAACCUAUUAUAGGUUUUACCGCGGUGCAAAAACGACACCACUAGCGCCCGUGGUUGUAAAGCCAUAAGUCACAACCACAAUAAAACUAGGAUUUGUCUAGGCUAGGCAAGGGUGAACUUUUGUUCUUAAUCAGAACUUACUUUAUGAGCUAGGUUAAAUACCGUCACCAGCCUCCCUUCACUGUUUUAUCAAUAAUAAAAAUAUGAUAUUUCAUUUCUCUCUUUCAAUCAAUUUAAUUCCCAAUUCCCGUGCCAACUCUCUUCUAAUUUACAUAAUUUACGGGAUUUUUAAGCUCAAUCUUAAAACUUUCAUCGUGCCUGCGCGACCCAAAGAAACAUAAC
Neocloeon triangulifer is the source of this 1646-nucleotide messenger RNA. RefSeq lists its product as uncharacterized. The transcript has 2 exons. The coding region runs from base 84 to 446 and encodes 120 amino acids. Lineage: Eukaryota; Metazoa; Arthropoda; Insecta; Ephemeroptera; Baetidae. The record is from RefSeq and is a predicted model, not a curated record.